AACUCUCGUUGAGCGGUUCAUCGAACUUCUCAGACAGAAGUUAGACUAUGUUGAGUUACUUUGUAUUUCUCGUAAUUGGCGCUCUUCAGCUAUGAUCUUGAACUGCAAUUGAUCAGUUUGUCGCCAAGAUUCGUCGUGUGCGCUACACAAAUCACGACUCGUUAAAGGCUACGCUGUUUUGAUUGCUGAGCAAAGCAAACGCAAUUGUAAACAAACUUGGAAAGGAAGAUCAAUUUUCAAGAUGUCUUUGUUUAUUCGCAAACUGGUUGUAAAACGAACACACGAAACAGAUGUCGUCGUUGGCCGAAACAUGUACAAAUGGUUCGAAGAUGGGUAUAUCUUUUGGUUUGAACCCUACUUUGAAUAUCUUCCGUUUGAGAUAAUGGUGGAGUUGCUCAAGUAUCUCAAUGCAAGUGAUCGUAACGCUCUGGCGGAAGCUUGUAAAGGCUUUUAUGAGGGACUAAAGCAUCCGUACUUUAUGCGCUCAACUUGUCUACACAUUCAUGAAAUAGAGUUCGAAGACAACAUCGAACCAGUGCGUAGCCUCUUAUCCGCAUGCCGGUACUUCCCCAACGUUAAGCUAACAAAGAUCGCUUUCGGAAACCGAAGUGAUUUUUGGGCCGAGUUCGGUGAGUCCAUCGAAGAGUUAACCUUCGACAACUGUGUCUUGUGGAAGCAGAAACUGUUAUCGAUUCUUCGAUACACCUAUCAACUGAAGCGUUUAAACAUCGAAAACUGUCCGGACCUGUUCCGCUCGUGGAAGGUAAUCGAGAACGUCACGGUUAUGUUGUGCCCGGCGAUGCCGCAGCUUCGUCACAUCGGUCUCGCCAGCAAUAGCAAAAUUGAGCCGCAUCAUUUCGAUUUCAUCGUUGGCAUGGCGCCCAAUCUCGAUUCACUAGACGUGUCGAACUGUUUCAAGGGAAUUGACGCGGCGCAUCGUGUGCGGAUGCUUGGGCACGUGUUGCGUUUCCUGGCGGAUCACCAGCACGAGAUUCGUCACUUUUACAUUGGCGAUACACCAAUCGAUAAUCUAUUCUUGCGUCAUUUGGCGGAUAUCAAGGAGUUACGGUUGAACAGCUUGAGUCUGAUGGUGUGUGACAAGGUGCCAUCGACUGAUGCGGGGAUCAUCGACUUGAUACGGUUGCAGACGAAUGUGACGUAUCUAGAUUUGUCGAGAUCGUUAGCGUUGCAUGAUUCAUGCUUGAUUGAGAUUUGUAAAUCCAUGCCCAUGUUGGAGACAUUGAUCUUAAAUCGUUGUUGGAUGAUUACGGAUUAUGGCAUCAUGGCUAUCAAGAAUUUAGAUAGAUUGAAGCAUAUAGAUUUGACGAAUUGCGAAAGAAUUAGCGAUACGGGGAUUAUGGGCGGAUUGUUGACUCACAACAGACAGCGGCGCUUAAGAAAACUGUAUCUAGGAUUACUGACAAACAUUGGAGAGAUUGUCUUCAUGAAGAUUUCUUUCGAGUUGAACAACUUAAGUGUACUCGAUCUCGGAGGUUGCUCUAAUUGUAUCAACGAUCGAUCGAUACAAUACAUUUUCUAUCAUAUGACAGGAUUGCAGGAAUUGAAUUUGGAUUGCUGUGCUAAGCUAACGGAUGCUGGUCUAACAGGAGUAGAUCUGCCCGAGUGCGCGAUUGCCAUCUGGGAUCUCGAGAUGACCUUCUCGAUCGCUGAUCUGAAAAGGCUACGUUCAUUGAAUCUCUCCGGAUGCUAUCGAGUUACGAACUACUCAUUAAGGAUUAGAUUUCAAUUUCAAGAGUUAAAGGAGCUUAUUUUAAAUCGCUUGCCGAUAUCAGAUUAUGGCGUGGAAAAGCUAGCUUCGAAUUGUCCUUCACUCGAAAUGAUCGAUUUUAGCGAAUGUCAAAACGUGAACGAUCGGUGCGUAGAAAUACUGUCGAAGACCUGCACCCGCUUGACUACUCUGAAACUACAAAACUGUGCCGAAAUUACCGAUCUUGCUAUUGAUCACCUGGUCAAACACUGCACCACAUUGAAGCACCUGAACAUUCGCGGCUGCUACAAAAUCUCCGCCGAGGCAGAAGCUAGUUUGGUCACCAUCAGAACACUGAGACACGUACUGGCCAACGAGCGGGAAGAAACCGCUUCCGACAGUAAAUAGAAGAAUAAACGGUAGACUACACCGGCCGAAUGCAAAGAUAUGUUAAACAAAAAAAUCCAAGGUAAAAUUUGUAGAAAGAAAACAAAACCAAAAAACGCCGGAGAUGUGUGCAAUAAAAUUAUUAAAUCAUAUAAA
This is a messenger RNA of Armigeres subalbatus, 2251 nucleotides long. RefSeq names its product F-box and leucine-rich repeat protein 13-like. Gene Ontology annotation, cellular component: cytoplasm. NCBI's taxonomy places the organism in Eukaryota, Metazoa, Arthropoda, Insecta, Diptera, Culicidae. The coding region runs from base 242 to 2116 and encodes 624 amino acids. The transcript has 4 exons. The record is from RefSeq and is a predicted model, not a curated record. Gene Ontology annotation, molecular function: protein binding.